Messenger RNA from Blepharisma stoltei, 1971 nucleotides. The record is from the annotation of a GenBank genome assembly. NCBI's taxonomy places the organism in Eukaryota, Ciliophora, Heterotrichea, Heterotrichida, Blepharismidae.
AUGAUUAUCAUUUUGAUAGUGACUUUGACUCUAGUAAGAAGUCAUGAAAAUAUUGAACUUUCUCUAUUUUUGUCAAGUUUUUAUGACACUAAUAAGCCAGCUGAUAUUAUCGAAAACUGCGAAAUCCAGCCUGAGUGAAAACAAGAAGCUUUUUCAGACAAAGAAAUCGAUGUCUCAUCUUUCAAAAAAUUUUAUAUUUGGACUGAAAAUAAUGAGCCCAGGAAUAUCUCGAUAGCUGCUACAUCUUUAGGAGAAACCUUAAAAGUUUCUAUAUCUGAGAAAGAGCAUAGCAACUUGAAAAAUCAAAACAUAACUAUGACCCUUUGUGAUGCAGACGUUCAGAUUUUCCUUGUUGAGUUUGAGUGCGUAUCUGAUGACUCUAAUGUUGUCAGCAUAGAAAUAUGGGAUGGAGGCAAUAGCUAUUAUUUAGAUUUCACAAAAAAAUGUGAAUCAGGGGUUAGAGAUGAUUUGAUGAUUUAUUUUGGGGAAGGGUCUUUUGAAGUCACAAUUGUAGAUGAAGGAGAAACUGUAGAUGAAUGGAAAAACGGAACAAAAGAGGUUACCGGGCAUAAUGUGGGAUUCAGCUUGUAUAUUGAUUUAGGAGUACAGCUAUUAAAAGAAAUAGAAAUUAAAACAGAUCUUAGGUACAAUGCAAGAGGGUCCGCUAUAAAUUUGCAUUAUCUUAUCCCAGGGCAAAAAAUCAUAAGUUUAUUAUUUCUAGCUCCUGGAUCUGGGUUUGUUGAAAUCACAUUGCAUAUUGAUCCUUAUAAGCCAGUGAUAUUUAAAUGAAAACAAAUAGUCCCAGAAGCUGAUAUAUAUAUUUCAUAUGAAUAAUUUCAGCUCUCUCACUAGAAAUCCUCUAGAAAACAUUAUAGGCUAUUUAUAUUAAAAGAUAUACACUUCAAGCAACAACAUUAAACGUAGGAACUGAGCCUAGCAUAUAUGAUAUUGUCCAGGACGGGAAAGUUCUGAAAGAUUACACAAGCAUACCGAGCACUGAAUACUGGACAAAUUUUUUUAUUUCUCAUAAAACUCCUAUAAAAAUAGACACUCCAAAGCUCACCACAAACCAACACAUUUUGCAGCCUGAGAUGAUUCGUUAUUCCAAGGACAUUAACACAAGCCCAUCUCUCUUUGAAUUACGAUAUAGGUGCAUAAGUGAUGGAAUCACUAGAGUUAAAGUGACAAUUCCAAUAAAAGAUUCUGCUCCUGUAGAGUUCGAUCUAAUGAAAACUUGUUUAAAGCCAAGAAUUAAGAUUGAAAAAGACCACAAUUCAAGCAGUGGAAUCUUUAUAAUAGGAGUGCUGUUUUCUGCUUUAGCAAUGGUUGGUAUAUAGGUAAUUCCUAUAAUUGGCCCUAGAUGAGGAGUUAAAAAAUGAGCCUCUCUCCAGCUGGUUUGACAAUCCUGAGUCGAUUAAACCAACUGGAGAUUUCCCUCCAAUCUUCUGCUCUUAUAGGGCUACUUAAAAAGAAGAAGAAGAAGAAGAAGAAGAAGAAUAAGAAGAAGAAGAAAAGCAUUACUUUAGCCCUACAAUUUCCCCAGUACCACUCCCAGAACUUUCAAAACCCCCAAACUCCAAAAGCUCCAGGUGGCCGCUUAAAGAAUUAUUUUACCCUACCCUACUAGCAAUAGUAAAAGCAAAAGCAAACGCCAACACCAAACGCCAACACCAAAAAAAGCAGAAGCAAAAAGAACGACACACCUAUGUUUUCAGGCCUAUUCAAAUUCUGUGGAGUGACCCACAACUCCCCCCAUCAUCUGAGCUUUUACCACUCCACAACUCCCUGGGGCAUCGACCCCAAAAGACCAGUAACCCCAAAGGGCCACCACUGGCAGUUUUCUCCGGGCAGCAAACCCUUCCCCACGGAAGCAAACCUCCCCCGCGGCGACCUUCCGGUUGGGCCGCUUAAAGGAAUUGCCUAUAUUUAUGGGCAACAAGAAAAAAUAUAUUUAGAUUUUUGAUUAACUAA